Neogale vison (American mink) is the source of this 2577-nucleotide messenger RNA. RefSeq names its product ganglioside induced differentiation associated protein 1 (gene GDAP1). Gene Ontology annotation, biological process: mitochondrial fusion; mitochondrial fission. Bases 100 to 1419 code for a protein of 439 amino acids. NCBI's taxonomy places the organism in Eukaryota, Metazoa, Chordata, Mammalia, Carnivora, Mustelidae. The record is from RefSeq and is a predicted model, not a curated record. The transcript is spliced from 8 exons. Gene Ontology annotation, cellular component: mitochondrial outer membrane.
GGCAAAGCGGAAAAAACUAACUACGCUUCGCGCGGCAGUGUGGGUGGGAGAAAUAAAGGGCUGAACAGACGAGGCCCUGCAGCGCUCGCGUACCCCAAAAUGGCUCGGAGGCAGGAGGAGCAGAGAGGGGGCGCGCCCUUGAUGGCGGAAGGCAAGUCGGACGCGGAGGUUAGGCUCAUUCUGUACCACUGGACACAUUCUUUCAGCUCUCAAAAGGUGCGCUUGGUAAUUGCUGAAAAGGCAUUGAAGUGCGAGGAACAUGAUGUAAGUCUGCCCUUGAGUGAGCACAAUGAGCCUUGGUUUAUGCGUUUGAACUCAACUGGAGAAGUGCCUGUCCUUAUCCACGGGGAAAACAUUAUUUGUGAGGCCACUCAGAUCAUUGAUUAUCUUGAACAGACUUUCCUGGAUGAAAAAACACCCAGGUUAAUGCCUGAUAAAGGAAGCAUGUAUUACCCACGGGUACAACAUUAUCGAGAACUGCUUGACUCAUUGCCAAUGGAUGCUUAUACCCACGGCUGCAUUUUACAUCCUGAGCUAACUGUGGACUCCAUGAUCCCAGCUUAUGCAACCACACGGAUUCGCAGCCAAAUUGGUAACACAGAAUCGGAACUGAAAAAGCUUGCUGAAGAAAACCCAGAUUUACAAGAGGCAUACAUCGCAAAACAGAAGCGACUUAAAUCAAAGCUGCUUGACCAUGACAAUGUCAAAUAUUUGAAGAAAAUUCUUGAUGAAUUGGAGAAAGUCUUGGAUCAGGUUGAAACCGAGUUGCAAAGAAGAAAUGAAGAAACCCCAGAAGAGGGCCGCCAGCCUUGGCUCUGCGGAGAAUCCUUCACCCUGGCAGACGUUUCUCUUGCUGUCACAUUACAUCGACUGAAGUUCCUGGGGUUUGCGAGGAGAAACUGGGGAAAUGGAAAGCGACCAAACUUGGAAACCUAUUACGAACGUGUCUUGAAGAGAAAAACAUUUAACAAGUUCCCCCAGUUGGGUGAUGCCUGUGAGAUAUCCCUCCUUUGGACUUUUGUGUCCAGUCCCUGGGGGUCUGGGCUUAUACAGCCCUUUUUAGCACGCAAAUGGAAGUCAGCGUAUCGGGGGUACCUCAGUCCAUCUGGAAGGGACAAUCCCAGGGUGUCCCAUGAACAACCAUGGAAUUGCAUCAUACACAGUUUGUGCUCAGGAAAAAAUUUUCAUGGUGACAGGAAGAUACAGAUUCCCUGGAGCUGGCCUGAAGGGAGUUGGGGGAUAGUUUUAGAUCUCUGGCUGGAAGUAUGUAUAGAGCAUGAUGAGCUAAGGUUCCAGCAAACAACAAAAGCUUUUUGGAUUGCCUCAGAUUGGCUAUGCAAAACAGGCAAAGAAUGUACUGACUUUUUCAUGAACAGGAAACAGUCAUACUUAGGAAAUGACUUUUUGAUGGUAAAAUGAGUCUAUAAUUCUGUUUCAUGGAUCAGUUAUUUUAGAGAGUCUUGAAAUGGAUAUUCCUUGUUUACAUAAAUUAAUAACAUCUCAGUGUAAACUCAAUACAACAAUCACUAACGACUGGCAGCUUUUCUAAUAUCUUAAUAUUGCCCCUCAGUGCAUUGUCAUAGAGACUGACUGGAUUUGUUUAUUGCUGGGACAUUUCAGUUCAUGUUCCUAAAAGAGCCACAAAACUGAUUAUUUAGUAGUUCAUCAUGUUUCAGAGAUCUUUAUAUAACCCUAUUAGAAGCAAGAAUUCAGACAUGAAGAGAACGAAAUUGGAUUUUUAUAAAAAUCUACAAAGGAUACUUACCUAUGUAAAGGUUGUUGAUUAAGAACAAAGAUCAAAAGCCAGUGCUGGAUUUUCUUAAAUUUAUUUUAUAACUAAGUCAUAGAAAGUCUACUGGGAAGUAUAAUUUUCUGAUAUAGUUCCAUUGGAAAUAUUCUUGUGUUAAUAUUAAAGAUGAUGCAUCCUAGUGAUUUCGCUUGUUUCGUGGAUACCCUUGGUUUGGACUUAUAAAAUGUUUGGGGUCAUAAUGCCCACUAGAUGUCGCUGUUCAUACAGUAGUCUGAGACUGGGCAUUCUGUUCAGCAAGCCUUCUAAAAUGGCUCAAGUGAAGAUAAACAUUAAUGACCUUAGUUUCUGAAAACUGAGGACAUCUUGAUCAGAUCAUUCAUCUGUAAAAAAGCUUGAGGCACAUGUAGUAUUGAUUUCUAAUGCUUGGGAAGGGAUAACAAUAUCACACAAUGUCAGGCUAAAGAGCUAUACUGUUAGCAAAAUAAGCACUUUUGUCUAUUUUUUUUUUUUUCCAUGAUCAUUGGUGACUGGCCAGUGUACUCCUCAGUUUCCAAAGUUUGUAUCAAUAUCGAAAUUAUAAACAUGCCUGAGGUACUAAAUUUAGGUUGACUAUGUAUGUCUUAAUAUAUAAAUGCUAUUUUAUUGUUACUACAAUUACAUGCCUUUUGAAUCAAUUUCCCUUAAUUGCACAUAGUUGUAAAUGUUUGCUUGAUUUUUAGUGAUUAUUGAUAUUGACACCAGAGUUGUAUAUAUUUUGGUGUUGUUGAAUGUGAUAGAUCAAGAUACUAUUCUGCCUGUAAGAUCAAUAAAAGUAACUGGAUAAUCAA